Messenger RNA from Cladocopium goreaui, 417 nucleotides. Lineage: Eukaryota; Dinophyceae; Suessiales; Symbiodiniaceae. The record is from the annotation of a GenBank genome assembly.
AUGUCGGCCGUGUUGGAUCGCUUAGUCCAAAUCCCUGCUGAAGAACUCGCGGCCGAUGAGGCCGACAAAGUUCAGUGGGCUUUGGCUGCGCUGGAAGAGGUGAAAACGCAUCCGCGUGCGAACCAGUAUGCCUUGGAGUUGGCUCAGCAAGCCAAAGAGAGGGGCGAGGCUUCAUGCCUCUGCGCAAGUUGCGCUGACCUCAAGGGCCAGCUGGCCGCGUCGCGUUCCCCGGCGGAAGCCGCCAUCAGCCGUGCGAAGCAGGCAGAGGCGGAAUUGAAAUCGGAGCAGCGAAAGGUCUCACGGUUGGAGGAGGAGGUGGAGAUGUGGCAAGAAAGGGCCCACAAGGAACGCUCUCGCCGAAGGGACCUGGAAGAAUGGAAAAUGGGCCACAAGGCACUUGUGAAGAUACAGGCAUGA